Guillardia theta CCMP2712 is the source of this 387-nucleotide messenger RNA. RefSeq lists its product as hypothetical. The record is from RefSeq and is a predicted model, not a curated record. The transcript has a single exon. Lineage: Eukaryota; Cryptophyceae; Pyrenomonadales; Geminigeraceae. Bases 1 to 387 code for a protein of 128 amino acids.
AUGUCGUCAGAGAAGGGCGCAUAUCGUAUGUCGUCAGAGAAGGGCGCAUAUCGUAUGUCGUCAGAGAAGGGCGCAUAUCGUAUGUCGUCAGAGAAGAGCGCAUAUCGUAUGUCGUCAGAGAAGGGCGCAUAUCGUAUGUCGUCAGAGAAGGGCGCAUAUCGUAUGUCGUCAGAGAAGGGCGCAUAUCGUAUGUCGUCAGAGAAGGGCGCAUAUCGUAUGUCGUCAGAGAAGGGCGCAUAUCGUAUGUCGUCAGAGAAGAGCGCAUAUCGUAUGUCGUCAGAGAAGGGCGCAUAUCGUAUGUCGUCAGAGAAGGGCGCAUAUCGUAUGUCGUCAGAGAAGGGCGCAUAUCGUAUGUCGUCAGAGAAGGGCGCAUAUCGUAUGUCGUAG